UACCUGUCUAUCUCCAUCCGAGAUAUGUAUUAGCGUGCGCGGACUGGAUUUACAACACGAUCCCGACCAACAUCUUAUUAGUGACACCCAUCGCUCAUAGACAAGCCCCUCCAUCACAAGGAUACUCAACUCACUUCAACUCAUUAUCCUAUCAGAACAAUAACAACUUCAAAAAGCUACACACAAAAACACCCAAACUCAUAUAUACCACCGUCACAAUGGUCUUCCGCGUAUACAUGCUCGCUGUCAAGGCCCCCGGCAUCACCCUCGAAGAAUUCAAGGACCACUGGGACAACAAGCACCUCAACCUACUCAAAGAAAUUGCCGGAGACGCCUACCCCGACGUCCACGUCCACCGCUACCCAGAAAAGGUCCAGGGCCCUGCGGAAGCCCACUACGAUGGCAUCGGCUACCUAGAAUUCAAGGACAGGGCGGGAUUCUUGAGGUUGAAGGAGAUUGCGGAGAAGCCGGAGAACCAGGCAAGGUUGGACAAGGAUGAGAGGACAUUUUUGGACAAGACUAAGAUCCAAAUGUACGUGGUGGAUGAUGAGGAAUAAGGGACAAAUUCGUAGUCUCUCACACAUAUGAUGAGUUUUCAGGAACUUAAUAUCAAAGAAAUGCACAAUGUAAUUUUUCCCUUCUUCUUGUGAGUUGCGCAAUCAUUCAAUGUGAUGACAUAGAAAAGGUUCGGAGUUACUAGAGUUCUGAUAACUUUGUAUUUCAGCACAGUGAUGUUCUAGGAAUUUUGAAC
Molecule: messenger RNA, 751 nt
Organism: Daldinia loculata
Lineage: Eukaryota; Fungi; Ascomycota; Sordariomycetes; Xylariales; Hypoxylaceae
Exons: 1
Coding region: 219-557 (112 amino acids)
Molecular function (GO): oxidoreductase activity
Source: RefSeq, a predicted model, not a curated record